AUGGAGCGAUUUCAAGAUGUUAUUACAUUGAAUAUUCCAAACUGGUAUAGCAAACCGUUUGAAGUCCAAGCAGUCGAUUGCGAAGACGACGUUCAGGAGGAGCUAAUUGAAUUGCAAAACGAUAAUGAGGCCACAAUGCGAUAUCGGUUUCAUGGCAAAGAAGGUUUGUGGUUUCAUCAAAGUAUAUUGAAUUCUUACCCCAACCUUUGGAAACAUUUGAAAUUAAUGUUGCUUGCCUUCCCAACGUCGUACUUGGUCGAAUAUGGUUUCAGUCACGUUGGUACUUUACUUUCUAAAAGCAGAAGUGGACUGGAUGUGGCCAAACGAGGAGACUUACAAUUAAAAUCGACAAAUUUGCAACGAAAUCUGUCUGCACUCGCUGCGUCGCAUCAGCCUCAAGGAUCACAGUGA
Messenger RNA from Octopus sinensis (East Asian common octopus), 411 nucleotides. RefSeq lists its product as uncharacterized. NCBI's taxonomy places the organism in Eukaryota, Metazoa, Mollusca, Cephalopoda, Octopoda, Octopodidae. The record is from RefSeq and is a predicted model, not a curated record. The transcript has a single exon. Bases 1 to 411 code for a protein of 136 amino acids.